ACACUCUAAUAGUUUUGCGGUAAAUCCCCUUCCUUUAAAUAGCACUCAACCACUUGACACUUCAUACCCAGUAUAAAAAAGCAACCAAUCCGCAGCGUCAUUUCAUUUCUCAUUCUCGAACCUUCUUGGAUAGCAGUGUAUUGCAACGGAACGUGACUAAAAAAUGGGGUUCCUAACUGCGUUGGCGGUCAACGUUGUUGGAGGUGCUGUUAUCUACGGCACCGGCGGUCUUGGAGUGGGAUUGGUGGCCCCGUGGUUGGGUUUCGGCUCAGCCGGCAUCGCUAGCGGCAGCAUGGCUGCAGCAGCCCAGUCCUACUAUGGGAAUCUGGUCGCUGGCAGCAUCAUUUCAAAACUGACGGCUGCCGCUAUGGUAGCUCCCACGCCAUAGGUACAUAAUAUCUGUGUCAUAACUUUACCAGUUAUUAAGUUAUGGUAAACGAAAAUUGUGUCUUUUGACGUCUUUCUCUCAGAUCCAAUGAAAUUAUUUAUUAUGAAAUAAUAAAUUAAUAGAAAUUGU
Molecule: messenger RNA, 517 nt
Organism: Danaus plexippus (monarch butterfly)
Lineage: Eukaryota; Metazoa; Arthropoda; Insecta; Lepidoptera; Nymphalidae
Gene: CPH43
Exons: 2
Coding region: 164-388 (74 amino acids)
Source: RefSeq, a predicted model, not a curated record